AUGUCCUUGCUCUUUCCACUGCAUCCAGGCCCCUCGAAUACAGUGAGGGUGCUCGCCAACGCCGGCGUCACGGACGCGACCAGUAGGAAGACGAUGAGGAGGGCCGCUCCAACGGUCUGCUGCGGGUUGGUGCUGCCGGCCAUAUCCUUCAGUAGCGGGACGGGAAGUCCUUUCUCCGGGAUUAGGUGAAGGGCUACGAGGACGUGGGAAGAGGUCUGACUGCCUUGUGAUGAGAUCCAUUGCUGUGCCCAUUUUAUAGGAUUUUUGUGGAGCUGUAGAAGAUGAUGAAAACUUUUGUACGUCACGUACAUCAUUCAUUCAGACCGUGAUAAGCGGAAGUCGACCUUUUGUCGUUCUGGUGCCUUUCGGCAUUCUCAUCUGACGGCUUCUUCACGUUACAACUCUUUUGCGUCGUCAGUUGCCCCGCACGUUCUUCGCAGACGGUUUUGUUGAACUUGUAACCCACCGAAUACCCGAUGACUGGUGCUGGAAGAAAAGCUUAGAUGACUAGUGUGACAGAACACGCGUUUGAAGGAGAACUUGUCCCGGGAUGAAGAAAUUCGGUUCCGUUCGUUGUUAAAGCAAUGCACCUUCUCGCUUUCACUACGCGUCUGCGCUACUACUCUACGCAGCACUCAGCUGGUCAAUGUAGAACUCUCUUUGGAUUUAAUUUCUUGUAGUCUUUCUCUGCGUCGCACGUGCGUGUUGUAACCUUCCUUCGCAUACACCUUCAGACACAUGGCCCUCAUAGAGAGUUGGCUAUUUGCAAGUCUCCUCCUCUCUCAGACCAUUCUAGGCCCCGUCACUUUUGCCCAGUCAGAUACAUAAUAAACAUUAUUAUCUGAAAAACAACCAAAACAUCCGAAAAACGUCAAACUACCUUUCAAAAUGGGUGCCAUUUUGAAAUGCAGUGACCAUUCAAAACCAUGUACGCUCUCCAACCUCAACUAUCCUCCAUCAAACCAGACGUGAACGAAUUAUAGUCUAACGCACUGACAGUUUCCGUCCACAACGGACAAUUGGCUCUACGGAAGACGAAGAUCAACAAGACCGUCUGAGAAGAUCGAUCAUGUGGGCCAGCACCAGAUGAGAAGGACUGGUGAUGUGAAAGGGCUACCAGAUGCGAACGGAGAAAGUUUUGGUCGCAGGAAGUCAGAUAACUACGAUCGGCCGAUUUCCGGCGACCGGGGUGAGAGGCGUGACGUAUCGAACUUUUGUCCAUGCUUCAAAAUCUCUUUCUCAACCUUAUAAAACCUGCAAACACUAGGCGUUUUUAAGUGCACAACCAGAUUUUCCUCGCACCCCUAAAACCCUUGCGCCAAUCCUCGAGGAAGAACUCUCCGUCAACUGCUGCAAGAAGAUAUGGCAGCCAGUAGCAAUUGUCUGCCCGCCAUGGGAGCGGCCGUUCUCCUCAUGCUCAUCGCGGCCGCAGCCGUCCUGCCGGCGUCGGCGAGUACCCUGACUGUAUUCGAGGGGCCUGGGUGCAGCGGAAAGAGUAAAGACAUCACCGGCUGUGGCUGCUUCGACCUAGAGAACUACAACGGGGGGUUCCACUUCGUUUAUACAGAGGGCCAGACCGCAGAGCUUAAAGUUUCCCAUGACUGCACAACCCGGGAGUUCCCCGAGGUGCUCGAGCGGGAGACCCGGAGCUGCAUAUCCAAUGACUACAAAGGUGUGAACAUGCUUUGUUAAAUGUACUGGGUGAUCGAAGCUCUGGCGAGCAGGGGAUCAACCACGUGGAAUGAUAAUGAGAAAUAAAGAUAUGGUGCUACUCCUUGCGCACCAGGCAGAUUGGCGUAGCCUUAGGGCCUCUGUACCUUACGUGCGAAAUGAACAUCUUACACUUUGCUCUCUUCUGCUAUUAAUAAUUAAUUUCUUCGUCAUGACAAAACAGUACCAGAGUAUCUGACUAUUAUUUUCUCACGUGUAUCUGAACUGCGAAGUUUCCGCUUUCAGAAGCCGCUGAGUUUAGUCUCAUUUUCUCGCUCUGUGCGCGUAUAUCCGUAUUUAUACCUAGAUCCUAUCUCUUUAGGAAUCCCCAUGAUAAUCGAAGUACGCUGAGAUUUCCUUUCUUAAUCUCGUCAACAUUAUUUCAUCGGUGAAACGAUAAGCAGCUGGCUGCCACUUACCCUUCUGAUCUUAAUCCCCCGCGUACAGACAGGACGUUGGACACGAGCGGGAAAUGUUAUCCACGUCUACCCAUGUGUCUGUCGCGCCUAGGUCGUACAAUGCCAUUCGUAGGGUGUUUUUCCCCUGAAAACCGUCCACUGUUGAAUAUUAUCCGGGAGGCACGACCAGUUCAUCCGAUUCUACGCGUAUCUGCACGUCAUGUUGAGAUCUUUCGCUCCUUAGUAUGUUAGUGGCCACAGUUUCUAGAAGAACCUCAUUAAUGCCGGGGAAGAAAUGCUGCGCGGUUGAUCGACGGGAAGCUACAAAAAUGACGACUUCGUUCCAGGGGAUGGAUUUGAUCCGCGACCUGCACUCAGAUUUGCUGUUAAUGGGCUCUACAGAAGUUUUGACGGAGAUUCAAUUAUAUCAACAGCACGUGGCUUCCCCGAUGGUAGUUUCAUAAAGAGGAGAUGAGGAGGGUGGUAGGGUGCCAUCGCGUAGCCUACUCCUAUUCCAAACUUCAGAAAUUGAGUGAAAUUUAGCCAAUUCCAGGAGUAGAACAGACCUACUAAGCAUAAUUAGGUCGGACUCUUCCUAGAGUGUUUUUCAACAUCAGAUCGUGGGAAUUUUGAACAUCCAAAACUGACCUGCAUUAGUUGCUUAAUGCGAAAACAUGGGGAACAUUACAUUGAACCGAUUUAGCCGACCGAGGGAGAGUAUGCUUGGAGAUGGAAUGAAGAAUUUGCAGUCAGCGGAUUAGGGUCGACCUGCAUCCUAGUAGAAAGUUAUCCCGUCAACUUGUUAAAACUUCCCUGGAUACGAAGGACACCGAUUCGUCUACCGGCCUGAAGCCCACAAAGGAGCGGCGUCACCAGAAGUCUGUUGUAUCCUAAAACCAGCCAUGACCGGUUAGCUGCAUCCUCGUGUUGUAAUCGGUUACGAUUUUAAAGAUCGAGGAAACCCACUUGCGCUGAGGUAUGGGAGAAGCAUUUGGCGGGUUAAGCGUUGUAAGCUAUGGUGCGUUUCUGAUCAAUAUAGCAUAACCGAUGGUUAUCUUCUCCUGUCGCAACUCUUUCGGGAAGCAAAAGCUGUAAUCAGAAGGUGAUCUUAUUCCCUAUUUCACCUUCAAUCUUUCCCAGGCUUCGAGUUUUGAAACACCCAACUUGUAUCGGUACCAUGCUUGAAAGCUGUUCGGAAUGACCCUCUCUAUUGGCGAUGGCAUAAGCAAAUGAGAUUUUACAGGCAAGCAACUCUACGCAUUUCCAGGUGGUCGUCAGCUAUUAGUUUAACACGACUUGAUAUUAGGGCAAAAAGUUUAUUUUCAGACCUCCACGUUCCUUUUCAACUCUCACAAUGAUCAAUACCGGACUUGGAUGUAAAUAGGCGUUUCAAAUAGUGCUAUAUUGGUGUUUAGGAGGAUAAACAAGGGAAGCAGUGGCAUCGGCGAUACGUGGAUCAAAGUUGACCAGGAAACUGAAGGUUACACGGCGGACACAGAAUGAGAACCUGGACAAGGGAUGCUACCGACGAGCAAUUCUCUUCCGAUUUCGCACGGGUAAGUGGGACUUUUGAAACAUGAAAGUUGAACGGAUAAGCUGUCCCCGGGGAACAAUGGAAAACGAGGUCCCAGUGGAUUAUACGCCACCAACCCUCUUUCCAUCCUGCUCGCAAGACACCACGUCGGCGUUGUUAUCUUCGACGAGGUCAAGUUCAACAAAACCGCGACGUGGCGACAAGGCCGAGGAAGCCCCAAUAAAGACGGAACCGCUGCAAACACGAGGGGUCGCAAUUCAAAGAAAAGACAGGGAAGACACAGCGUUUACGUCUUCUUUGGUGACCAAACGACAGACAAUGUUGAAUUUAUCCCAGGACUUGGUCAGGUCCCAGGAAUCGGCUAUAAAGAGGUCCCCAGCAAGAGCCAGGGCUCUUCACCGCUCCAUAUCCGUUCCUUUGCCAAUCCCCUGCCAAAGACUACCGAUUCCCCUCGUUAAGAAGAUAUGGCCACCACCAGGAAGGCUGCCGCAGCUGCCGUUCUCCUGCUGCUCGUCGCAGCUGCCGCCGUUGUGCCGGCGUCGGCCAGUACCCUGACGGCGUUCUCUGGCCCGGGAUGCGCCGGGAGAACAAAGGACGUCAACGGCUGUGGGUGCUUCGACAUCAGCGGGUACCAUGGAGGGUUCCACUUCGUGUUUACUGAGGGCCAGGAUGCCACGCUGUACACAGGCUCCUACUGCGAUGGCAACUCUGUCUCCCUCUACAAAGAGACCCGCCGAUGUGAACGCAACAAGUUCAAGAGCAUCUAUAUGGUCUGCUGACCGGGCUCAUAGAGCGCCAAUUUAUGAAUAAAUAAGCCGCAAACGUUGCGCGACGAAAGGACACGUCUUUGCUGCUUUACUGUAUUGGAAUCCUCGCGCGCCGUCUCAUCGCGCUGAUUUUCAUGUAUCAAUAAGGAAUGUCGGUAAAUAAGCCACGCCAGCUUUCACUUUUUCAUGAUUUCUUCAUUUUAGGAAAAUAAGCGUUCGAUCCGUUAUAUGAGGAUUCUUUACCGUUAAACUUAUUCGAUCAAUCAAGAGAUUCAUUACGUUUUUGAUAGGCUUCUACAGUUUUUCUGGAAAGAGCGCGGCUGUUAUUUAGGAUUCUCAACGAUUUUACAAAUGGGGAACUCUUUUAAAGUUCUUCGAGGAGCUCUACAUACAGAUUGUCCGUCAUGCGUUUAGCACCAUUGUAAUCUAAAUGGUAGUAGUGGAACUGCGGGAACCAGUAAUACCUCAAGUGACCUGCCAACCCUUACCAUACUAAUGUCCGCGGUUUCAACUAUCAUUUAACUUGUGUGAUGUCGCUCGUAGCAUCGCGCUGAUGCAAUUUGUUAACGAGAGAAUUUACGUAAAUGAGGUACUCAUCUUCGUGAGAGCAGGUUCUGACAGGUCUCCCACGUCUUAACCCAUGUUCCGACAUCCAACGUUUGAAAGGUCACCAUAGUAAGUGAUCACAUCCUAACGACGUUCGGCUUGUAAAAGAAUUAUUCUUCGGACUCUUAAUAGUUGGACUGUUACCUGAAGGAGCUUCACCGGCAUAGCCAAAAAACUCACGAUACUUACGAAAAGUGUCACUUAAUGAUUCUUAUAUCGCGCUGGGCUAUUACCAACCUAACCUCUUUCAAAUCGACUGCGUUACACAGGCUUCGCACCGCUGAGCGGAAAGCAUGGACACUGUUCAGUAAUCAACCCAUCUAAGGUAUGAAUCGUCUCGUCUCUUUCACUUAUUCGAUCCGCUUCCACAAAACAAUUGCGUUCUGUUUAGACUUUUGUAUCAGUUCUGCUGGUCUCCUAUGACUAAUUAUGGACUAAGGCCAGUGACAGAUCGGCAAGAAAUAAAACCAUAAAGGAUUCCGUUAUGUUGGAGAAAGAGUUUGACCCAUUGUUGAUGUCUCCCAUCUUCUGUGGGUUCGGUGUUCUAUGUUCCCCCAUGUCGAGAGGAAAUCUGCAAUUCAUGUAUAUCGAUCUUUGGUGUGGUUGCUCUCACUACCCUCGCAUCUGCUCCGGUCCCACUUUCGGCUAUAUCUAAAUUAAUCUGGUGUACUCUGUCCUCUAUAGGGUAAAUUUAUCGGAGGGUAUUUUACAAAGGGCGUAAUAUGCUAAAAAACAGGUGAGAUUGUUGGGUUCAACGUUUCACGACAGAGAAAUAAAAUCCCAUAAAGACAAACGCCAAUGUUGUUUAGCAGAAAAUGCUGUAGAAGAGCUGCACAAUGACAUUUAUUUCCCCCAUGUUUAUCUGCCAAUUUGUUUCCUGUUAGUGUUACACAUCGCCAUGGUCAAUUACAUACGAUGACAAUAUACUGAAGCAAAAGAAUUAAUGUAGUUUAAUGGUGUAUGAUCGAAUAGGUAGGAACCGCUAAAGUCAAUCUUGCUUUUGUAAUAACAGAGUAGUACAAGACCUACUCAAUAUCAACACAUUAUGAGUAUUGGAAGGGACUAAGGUAACUAUAAACAAAUAUCAUUACUAAUCUAAAUAAACUUUAGAUUGCAGUUAAUUUUUUUUCACUGCAUGCUCCUAGAAAAGUAAUCACCUCUUACUAUUGACUCAAAUUAUAUUAAAAGAACACAGAAUAACAAGAAAUAGCAAUGAAACCAAAACCUACAAUCACCACGAACGAGCUGUUGGUUCAUCCAAACAAUACCCCUGAGAUCUUGGUACUUGAUUGUUUGGUCGCAUCAGACGGCCCCAUAUAAUGCUCCAGUAAGCUACAUGUGAUGAAAAUUUAUAGUGGCUCUUUGGCACAUAAUUGUCAGGUUGACUCCCGAUGCUUAAAAAUCGGAAAUCUUUUCUAUACUGCAAAAUAAAAUCUUUACCGUUCUAUGAGCAACUGCUUGCAUGCAUUCACUGCCUCUAUAUUGAAACAUUUAUUGAAGAAGAUGUAAAUGAAAAUCUGUUGUAUUUUUCUUUAUACUUCGCUUUCAAAGGAUCAGCUUUUACAUGAUUUACCAAAGGCUAUAAUAGUUUAAGAUAUACUUUAUUUUCUCCUAACUUCAUUCAAAGGAAUUUUUAUAACAUGUAGAUGUCUCUUUAAAGAAGUUGUGGAUGUACUUUUUAUAGCUUAGCUGUCAUUUCUACCUUGUGAGUUAGUGAAACUAAAGAUGACCUAUCAGAAAAGUGCAGUUAAUUGUAGAAAUGAAAUGUGUCGGUGUUCUCAUCUGUCUUAGAGAAAUAGCUACAAUUAGUUGAACAUUAUCAAGGAGACUCACAAGUUGCGACAGGUGAGGAAAAUUUUCAAUAUGUACUCUGACAAAAAUUUUGCUCAAGCAUUCCAGACGCCCUUACCUCUACUUCACUGCACCUAUCUGCAUCUUUGCCUAACUUAUGUGUCUAUGUGAGUGUAUAUCACAGUUUCAAGUCUCAUCAUUUUCAAUAGAUAUAAUUUCUUCUUUUAUUGUUUUGUCUCUCAACUUUGCCUUGAGUUCCUCAUAGCAUGAUGGUUCUAUAAGUAUAAGAACAAAAACAUAUGAUUCAUAUAUUUUACAUAAGUUUCAUACCUUUCUUAGAGGGUUAAUUGAUUCUGAAGUAGAAUCAUUAUGAUGUUUAAACUUAAUAAAAUUAAAUGUGAAUUUUCCUGAUCAUCUUGCUUACAAAAACCCUGAGAUAAAAAUUUCUUCCUCUAAAUCGAAAGGGUCAUUACAAGAUGCCCACUUGACAUUUUUACAAGAACUUUAAAGUGUAUUAAUUUUUCAAAUAGUCUAGAUUUUUGAACCAAAACGUAUACCCAACUUAUGUGAGUAACAUCAUCAAUGAUCAAUUAAAAAUAUGAGAUAUUGUUUAAUGUUAGAGUAUUUAUCAGACCAUAAAUAUCAACAUAUAAUUAUUCAAGAGGCAAGCUUGAUCUAAAAACUUUGGUAUGUUUGUCCUAAAUGUAACUGACCUUGGUUUUAACACUUAGCAUUAGAAAAAAUAUUUAUUAAUUAUUUUUGCUGAUUUAUUGAAUAUCAUUUAUUGUAAAUCUAUAAAUGUCCUUUGUUUCAACACUUAAAUAGGAAAAAAAAUUAUAAAUCAUUUUUCAAUGAUUUACUAAAUAUCAAUACUUUAUAUACAUUACAAUAAUUUACAUCACAAAUAGAAUAUCUUUCAGAAAUAUUCAAAGUAUAUGCUAAUGAUCUUUGACACUAACUAAUAACGAGUUCAAGGAGUUACACUCUUGAGAUAUCAUCUUAUGUCUAAUUCAGGUUGUGUAAUAUUAAUGUAGUGCAGAACAACAUGUGUCAACAUGUUUGACGAAAUCUGAUGAAUAUUUUUGAAAAAUAAAGUUACCUAUAGGAUUGAAAUGUGAUACUUGAGUAUUGUGAAGAUAGAAGCAUUAGCACAGAAAAUGUCUCAAAAAUGAAAGAACCAUAGUGUCAAAUGUUGGAUUCAAACUAAAGAAGUAAGUUUUAAGAAGUCAAAAAAAAUGAUGGCUGAAAUAUUUGAAUAUACUGUAGACUAAAGUAUUGAUAUAAUUUUAAAUUGAGAUCACUAUAGUGACACUGUGGAAAAUUGAUCAAAUAUUUAAACUAAAAUAAUACAAUUAGUGACUAAAGUAGGAUUUGAUAUCUGGUCUAGAUAUCUGCUGAGCUGAACCGUUUGCAUGAAGCUAUCAAGGAAGUAGAUAAAUAUUUGCCAAGUAACUUGCAUGGUGAUACCUGAAAAUUCUACGUGGAGAAAAUGACAAAGCAAAAUAAGUAAUUUUAACUGUUGAAAUAUCAUGAAUCUCUAGAAGAAAGCUUUGAAAAUCAUCUAAGAGAAACCUGCAUGUUCUGAAGUAAAGAAAAACUCAAAGUUAGUCUUAACAAUUGACAAAAUCAUUAGAAGAGUUCAUUGACCAAAUCAUUAGCUCAAUAAUUGUAUCCAAGCUUGACCUUGAAGAUAAAGAUGUCCAUUGACCAACUAGAGAAUCUCCAAACAUAUUAUCAAUGACAACCUACAUGCAAAUAAAAAUAUUUGAGUUGAAGCAUGACAAAAGGUUAGAAGCAUAAAUUAUGGAUGGUAACUCAUCAGCUGAAUACUUCAUAGCCAUAUCAAACCCAAUAUUAAACACAUUCUUGACCGACAUCAUUAUUGACUAUAAUAGAUCACAAAAUGAAAAUCAUAUUUUUGUGAUGUAAUACUUUCAAAAAUUCUAUAAUGUAAAUGCUAAUAUCAAGAACUAUUUUUUUUUUUAAUCAUUACAAACACAACAAGUCUUGAAAUAUCAAGAAGAAAAAUUCAUUUCCUAGCCAUGAAAGUAAACAUAAGAGACAUUCAAUUUUUCUUACUCUUAAUAACAGAUGUAUCCUCUUUGGAAUGAAAAGUAUAAUCUCAUUUCAUCAGUUGACCCACAUUGAGUACAUUACAUGCUAAUUUUGGAACAAAGUAUACAUCAUUAAUCAAUUCAUUUUCAUGUAACGUUUUUACAACAACUCUGGUGUUAAUACCUUCAAUUUGAACACUAUUCUUAUCUUCAGUUAGAACUUCAUACUUCAGAGAUGUAUUUAUUUUAUUUUAUAUUUUAUGUUGAAUAUUACCAUUAUCAUACCCUUUACAUACAAAAUUAGAUAUAUUAUACCUUCUUCCUUAUCUGCAACUAUGGAAAGCUCAUCUUCAAAGAUUUCUCUUAUCAUGACAUUCAUUAGAUUUGACUUCUUUCUUUUUAUGUUUUAAUUUUUUUUAGUUUUAUCCUAAAUUCUGACGUAAAAGAAUGCUCCAUGAGUCUAUUCAUUUUUUCUUCAUGUGUUUAUAAAAAACCUAUUGAUACCAUAAGUAUAUAGACAAGCCCAUAUACUCUUCAAUAGCUAUAAUAACAUUAUAAAAGUCAAAUAGAGUGGUUCUCAAUACCUUUAUAACAUUUUUCAUUUCAGUAAUAUAUUCCCAAAUUUUAUUGUCUAAUUAAAAAUAAAUGAAACAUGAUAGAAAAAUUCUUGAACAUAUUCACUAGAUUUUAAUAAAGACAUUUUCAAUUUUUUAUAGAGAGUUGGAAAUUUUAUUCUUGUAACCUUAUUACCUUUAUAAAAUAUAACUUUCAAAAUUUACCUUUAUCAUUUCAUAGAAAAAAUAGCCUCUAAUAGGACAUGUUGUAAUAUGAAUAAGGCCUUAGCAUCUUCCUUACAAAGUUCCUUACCAUGUUGUAUUGAAUUCUUCCCUCUUUAUGGCCAUUCUCAACUAACUCUCAUAACUCAUGCAAAAUAAACAAUAUCCUGAUCUUAAUAAUUCAAGAUUCAUAUUUCUCUCGAUUAUAAAAUGACAUAAGAUUAUAAAAAGUUCAGAGGGUAACCAUUCAACAUACUCGCAAUCAAUUGAGUAAUAUCUUCCAAAAGUCCUCAUGCAAGUAGCUCAUGUCCUUUGCUACAAUAAAAAAUCUUCAUGACUUUACUAACCUCUUUCUCGAAGCUCUGAUGACGUUUUUAUGACCUCCUUGGCAAAAAAUAUCAAACAUGAUGAACCUAAGUUUCUGAUCGUACUUUUUAAGGAAAAAAGGCUACAAAUAUGGAGACAAUGUCUAGAUUUUGAAAAUAAAUUGAUUGAAAGAGAGAAUAGCAUCACUCUUUUAAAAUCUAAGGUUCAAGCAGGAUUCGUGUAGUAUCAAUUUGUUUCACAAGAGCCGGGGUUUCCAGUUUUCCCAGUACAAAUAUGGGAAGCUGAAUGACAGUCAGCGUCAUCUGACGCAACUGAGGGGCCGAUAAUAACGUGAUAAUCCAAACCAACCGCGUGCUGUUAUCUUCAUCCCCACAUCAGACGGGUCGACCAGAUGGAAUCAUUGGGAAGAGAGAAGCUUCCAACCCCAAACGGCUACGCAUCGUCUCUCUGUAACUAUCUUCUAUGUUGCGAAAACUAACGACCGAGAGCAACUGAAGUUUCUUUCCCGUCCAUUUAAUUUAUUAUUAUGGGCGAGCCGAUCAGUAGCCAGAGAAGGUGGACCCAUUACCCACAGAAACCUCAUUUGACUCUGAUCACCAGGGCUAGUUGUGUGACAGCAAAACAAUCGCAAAAUAAUCAAAGGCCUCCUUGCUAAUUUAUUCGAGGUAAUUUCCAACGGUCAGUCAGCCCAUGGGUACAUUACUGACUGGCAACUCCCGUAGCGCCAUCAGCUUUUUAUUUACUCUGGGCACUGUCUUGCCCAGAACUCGUGGAAGUGCUCGUUCAGCAGCUCAUAUAGAUGCUCUUGAAGUUGUUGGGUUUGCAUCGGCGGGUCUCCUUGUAGAGGGAGACGUAGGAUCCAUCGCAGUGGGAGCCCUUGUACAGCGUGGCGGCCUGGCCCUCGGUGAACACGAAGUGGUACCCUCCCUGAUAGCCGCUGAUGUCGAAGCACCCACAGCCGUUGACGUCCUUGGUUCUCCCGGCGCACCCCGGGCCAGAGAACGCGGUCAGGGUACUCGCGGACCCCGGCGCAACGGCGGCCGCUGCGACGAGCAGCAGGAGAACGGCAGCCAACGCGGCCUUGCUGGGGGUGGCCGCCAUAUCUUCUUGACGAGGGGAGUGGGUAGUCUCUGGCUGCGGGAUUGGCAAAGGAAUGGAGAUGGAGCGGUGAGAGUCCCUGGUUCCUGCUCGUGUCCUCUUUAUAGCCGGUAUCUGGGGCCUGACCAAGUCCUGGGAUACAUUCAGCAUCGUCUGCCGUUUCGUCAUCAAACAAGAUGUGAAAACUUGGUCUUCGCUGCUUUCAGUUUUUGUCUACGUCGUUUCUUUCUGAUGGCGAUCCGACGCGGCUUGUUGGGAAGGCUCGGUGUUCGGCGCAGUUGCGUCAUAAUUGUGGCUUCCUCGAGCAUGUCGCCACGUCAGGGUCUUGUUGACCUUGACCCCGUCGCAGAUGUCUGCGGAGGCAACGAGGAUUGAAAAGGGGUGGGUGGGGCGUAAUCCACCGGGGACUCGUUUUCCGUGUUGCCCCGCUGACACCUUAUCCGUUCCAACCCUCCGCUAAAGUUGAGAAUGGAUAAAAUGUCUCGCUUCUUCAAAAUAUUUCCGUGGAAGAGUUUGACCGUUCGACGGAUUAGGCAGCGUCUUCUUAUCAGAGCAAGUCGGCGAACCCGAUUUGUCCACAUUGGGGAUUCUGACCACAACCGCCGAAACAUUAUCCCAGCGCUCCGAAUCGCUCCCACGGCGGACGGGGCUGAUGACAGCAGCACAGGUACUUUUAGGGAUCGCGUUUUCUUUAAUCACGGCUCGCAGUUUUCCACGGAGAAACUAUUUUUCAAAUGGCCCCAGCAGGGACUGCUCUAAGCUGUCACCUUGCCUACAUUGGGAAUUUGUUACGUUGAGCACGUCGGAUAUUCGCCAGAUUUUGUUGAACCCGAAGAGCUUACUAAUUGUCAACUACUCGCAGCAUUCUGAAAUACGAGUAUCUAGAAGCGUACGACGCAACUAGUGUUAUCAUUUUCUUCAUUCUAAGUAAGGACGUCAGAUGUACGAACGUAGGAAGCUCCCAACGGUCAGAAGAGAGGGCCCGUCAGUAGUUGGGCACGUGACACACUUAAUGGGCAGGUCGCCUAUUCAUUCCAGCCGAAAGAGCCACGUUUCAGCUCGUGGCGGGAGACAAGACGAGGAGCCAAUAAAACGAGAGAGCAUGUCCGCCUGCCCAAGCGCCAGGACGGUGGAAAGCCACUGGGGGUUCAGCGGCAAACGGAAGGAGGCUGCGUCCUUGGGCUUUACUGCGCCAUUGAGCUCGCCGUCGCUGCUGGAUGCGGCGUGUGCGAACUAUAACAGUGGAGAGAGAGAAAAGGCACGUGGGAUGAAGACAAGUAUCUAACCGGAGCAUAACUCUCUCCACGAGAAAAUCAGAUUAACAGCAGCUCUCUUGCUUGAUGGAAUGAGAGAGUCUAUUAAAUGAGCAUGAUGAUGUAAUCCUUGAAUCCCUCAUGGCUCUCUUCUUUCUAUCACUUGGGUCUGAGAGAGCCUAUUAAAAUGAGCAUGAUGAAGUUUUAUGACCUUCCUGUUUAACGCUGUAAUCUUAUUACCGAUUGGUUUUUGAUAUUUUUCCCUCUUCGAUUUGACGAUUUGUCAUGUAUAUUUUCAUGUUGAAUAUCAUUCAAAUGACCGUUUAAACUUAUUAUGAUUCGAAACAUGCUUGAACUGUUCAUAUACUGCAUUUCAUUCUUCUUUAUCAGUGACUCCGAGUACGCUUGCAUUAUAUGACAUUGUGAAAUAAUUUCGCGUAAUACUAUUAGGGAAAAGUUGUACCAUUCUGCGAUAUCUGCGAAGCUCACCCGAGAUUUAAGUUCACCAACCGUCCCUCAUCUCGUGCUGCCGGGGCCAUGUCGGUAACCUUUUCAUACCACCAGUCGUUCACGUCUAGUGAUGGCCCACAUGAUCUUCUCAUCCGGACUUUUUGAAUUUCUAGUCUUUCGUAAAGCCCACAAUCCGUGCCGAACAAAGUGCAAUUCGUUCACGUCUGGUCUGAAAUUAAAUUGUUGAGACUGGAGAUCGUACAUGAUUCUUAGUGGUUCACUCCUUUCAAAGUGGCAAACAUUUUGAAUGGUACUUUGAUGGUUCUGAUUUUAUGCUAGUUUUUCAGGUAUUAACGAAUCGUACGAUGCUCCGAGAGCAGAGCUGCGCAGCUCUUCGAAGAAAACCUGCAAAUAGCCGACUUCCUAUGAGGGCAACUUGUCUGAAGAUGUAUCUGCCGAAUGAACGUUACAAGACGCACGUGCGGCUCAAAGAAAUACUACUAGAAACAAAAUUCAAAGAUUCUUCAAUAUCGAACAGAUGAGUAUUGGGUAAAGUAGAGCAGAAACUGGUGGAAACCAGAAGGUGCACUGCUUUAAGGACGAACGGAUUUGAAUUUCCUACUCUAGGGACAAAAUUCUCGUACAAAUUAAAAGUUUAUGGUUGAGCACGGGUCAUCGGGUACUCGGUGGAUCUAAUGUUCGACAAGGCUGUCUGCGAAGAAUGCACGGGGGCAGCCGGCGACGCAAAAGACGAGUGACGUUAAGAAGCCGACAGAUGGGAAUGGAAAAAUGCCCCCGAAUAACGAACCGUGGACUUCUUUUUAUCGCUGUCUGAAAGAUGAUUUGUUGAGUACGGAACUUAUCUUCAACCUAUGAAGAAGAUAAGAAAGAAGGAGAACGUGAUAUAUAUAUAUAGAGAGAGAAUGUAGACAGAAAAUAUAGAAAUCGUAUUACUCUCUCGUAUAUCUAUUACAAAGGUAUGUUCAUCAAUUUAUAGAGGAAUCGGGAGUCCCGUUGGGAGAGUGCCGUUGCAGCCUUCAAGGGGAAGAUAAGUUGGAUCAUUCGCAGGCGGACCGGCCGGUACGAACUGGUCCUGGGAGUUGUAACGUCUUGAUUUAACCAUUCGCAGGCGGACCGGCCGAUUCUCAUCCACUUGGAUCUUCUUCUUCAAUAGCCCCUCGCAAGCUCUGUCUCGAAACGAGAUUGAGCUUGUUGAAGAGAAGCUUGAACCGAGCUUUGGGAAGAGCUUUUGUGAGUAGAUCUGCGUGCUGAUCGGUGCUGGAGAUGAUGCAGACUCGGAGAUGUUUAGAGAGAACUUGUUCCGGAACAAAGUGAUAAUCAAACUCCACAUGCUUUGUGCGAGCAUGGAAGAUUGGAUUAGCUGUAAGAUAAGUGGCACCAACAUUGUCACACCAUAGCGUGGUUGGUGAAGUGAACGGAAUUCGCAAUUCCGUUAGGAGAGAACGAAUCCAUAGGAGCUCAGCUAUAGUGUCUGCAACGGCUCUAUAUUCUGCUGCCGUGCUGGAUCGUGCAACCGUUGGUUGUUUCUUGGAGGACCAUGAAACGAGAUUAGUGCCCAAAAAAAUGAGGUACCCUCUUGUGAACUGACGAUCUGAUGGUGAGCCUACACAGUCUGCAUUGCUGAAGGCCGUGUGAGAAAGAGAUGGACUGUGCCGGAAUAGAAGGCCGUGGAGGAUGCUGCCUUUCAAAUAUCGGAGCAGGUGCUUGAGGUUCACCCAAUGUUGCGUAGAGGGAGCAUGCAUUGUUUGACACACUUUGUUGACUGCAAAGGCAAUGUCAGGUCUUGUGAUUGUUAUGUACGGAAGUGCCCCGACAACACUCCGAUAUACUGAUGAAUCAAAUGAGCCUACAUGGUUACUGGAUAAAGAGGAGACAAGCCAUGGAGUGGCCGUUGGUUUGCUUUUAUCCAUGUUAAUUUGCAUUAAGAACGAGUGUAUAUAAUGUGAUUGUGAAAGUACAAACCCAUUUGGGUGAGGUAAGAAUUCAAUGUUUAAGAAGUAGUAAGCAGGGCCUAAAUCUGUUGGAAAGUCUUCGGACUAGAAUUGAGGUGUUGGUUUGUUGUAGGGUAAGAAAUUCAGUUUGCAUUGCUUUAUACCAGUGAGUAUUUUUAAGAAUAGUGGUAUGUGAAAUACGUUCUCGAUCAACUGAAGCAAUUGCGAGCAGACAUGUGGGUAAUAGAUGUUGAAUGGUAAGAUUGGUUGUCUUGGGAUAAAAGUUAGAAAGAGGUUUAAUUUUAAUGGGGCCACAAGACUCAUUGAUGGUGAGGCCAAUAGAUGGGGAAGAGUCUCAGGAAUGGUCAAGAAUAGAGGGAUAAAUAUUCUUAAGUGGGGCAGUGGGUGUUGAUAGAAAAUGAGGUAAAUUGUUAGUCUAAUGAAUGAGUAUUAGAGGGAGAAGUUAUGUUAGGUGUUGAAGAUGUUGUCGGGAAGUGGGGGCUGUCAAUGGAAUUGUAGGUGGUAGUAUUUGGGUGAGUUGACUUAGUUGUCAUGGAGGAAGAAAUGUGUGUGUGAAGAGAUGGAAUAGAGAGCUGUGUUGAUCCAAAUGUAAUGGGGGCUGACUCGAGGAUUCCAUCAAAGGGUUUCAAGGGUGGUGGAAUAUCAGCCAAGUUUUUGUAAGAAAAUAUGUGUUCAUAAAAAAUAACAUCACGAAAAGUAAAGAGUUUAAUUGUGGUAAGGGAGAGACAACGAUACCCAAAAUAAGAUGAACUAUACCCUAGAAAAAUGCACCUUUCAGAUUUAGACAUAAGUUUGUUAAUGGCAUAAGCACGUAGGUGAGGAUAACAUAAGCACCCAAAAGACUUCAAGAAAGAAUAAUCAGGUUUGGUUGUAUAAUGUUUUUCAUAGGGAUUGGAGAAUGGGUUGGCCAGAUGCUGUGAGCUCAUCACAGAUUUCUCAAAGAUCUUAAAUAUAAAUAUCAAGGGAUUGAGUUCCUCUAUUGAUGGUGUGGAACUUGUUGUAUAGAUUCAUGAUCUGAGAUUGGCUGCAAGAGGCAAAUUUUUUGCAUAGAACCUCCCAUACUACUUUUGAAGUGUUCUUUCCCACGACAAUGAGCAGCAUUGACUUGGAUAGUGAGGAAUUGAUCAAGGUUAGGAUGCACUAAUCACAAUUCCAUUAUUACUGGUAUUCCUCACUAACUUGAUGUUGACCUUGAGCAUGUGUUGUGGUGACUACUAGUAGAUCUUUCUCGAGUAUAUACGUCAGUCCAUAGCUAUUAAGAAUCAGUAAUAGCUACAUCUUCCAAAGAAGGAAAUUUUCACAAGUAAACUUUAAAGAAAUGGUCAUACCUGUAGAGAGAGUUGUAUUCUGCAGUUGUAACACAAUAAGGUUGUGAGACUAAGCAGAUUUGGUUGCCAAUAAUGUUGAGAGAGCUUCAGCUAUCUUGAAUCAAGUGUCAUGUUAUGAUGAAUCAAGAUGAGGUGAUUAAGCCAACUGGCUUUGAUACCAUGUGAAGAAGAUAAGAAAGAGGAAGAAGAUGAUAUAGAGAGAGAGAGAGAAUGUAGAUAGAAAAUGUAGAAAUUAAAUUACUUUCUCAUAUAUCUAUUACAAAGGUAUGUUCAUCUAUUUAUAGAAGAAUCAAAAGUCCCGUUGGGAGAGUGUUGUUGCAGUCUUCAAGUGGAAACUGUUGUUAUAGGAAGUGUAAUUGUCGGACGAUUUAAACUGGUCAUGGGAGUUGUAACAUCUUGGUUGAACCAUUCCCAAGUGGAGUGACUAGUUCUCAUUCAUUUGGAUCUUCUUCUUAAAUACAAACUCUGUACCUCUAGAGAAAUAUAAUAAAUAAACACAAAAACAAGUCUCACUGCAUCGCAAUCCAAUCCCUUCUCUAAUCCUCAUAGUUGUCGAGCUAUUUUUGAAGAAAUGGCUUCUCGUCGACGAGUAAUAACGGAUAUGGCCAGCAGCACCCACCCUCAGCAAACCUUUGGAGCAGCCCUCCUCUUCUUCUUCAUACUGAUCACAUCCAUCAUGCGGGCAUUGGCAAGUACCCUCACGAUAUUCGAGGGGCCUAGAUGCAGUGGAAAGAGCAAGGACAUCAAUAGUUGUGGGUGCUUCAACCUCUAUGUUUACAUUGGCAGCUUUCACUUUGUGUACAUGGAGGGGUAGGCAGCCGAGCUUUACGCUUUCUACAACUGUGCCAGCUACGAGCUUCCCGACCGUCUCCACGUGGAGACCUACAGCUACAUUGGCAAUGAGUACAGCAGCAUGAGGAUACUUUGUUAACUGGACACGUACUAGAUCUUCAUCUAUUCUUGGUGGGGAUGCUAGCAGGUUGAAUAAUGAAGAAAAAUAAGAGGCUGGUGUCACUCCAUAUGUUGUUAUAGUAAGAUUAUUGAGUGAAUAAACAAGUACCAUUGAAUGUAUUAUGUUUUGUGUUUUCCCUCGCAUUUUGUACCUAACAUGGUUUAUUAGUGAAGCUAGGGCGAUACGAUCUAUGUACCCCACUAACCAAAGCCUAUUUAGUUACUGAUAAGUUUUCACUAUCUUAAGUUAAUAAUUAGUAAAUAAUAUAGUUUUACCCUUAACUCGUGAUAUAUAGACUCAUAUUUGUGUUAAAGUGUGAAAAGAGGUUUUUAGUUGAUUAAUAUGAAUUUUGGGGUAAUUAUGUGAUUUUACAUGAAAUUAUAUAAUUUUUAUAGUCUUACUUUUGAGAUAAAUGAUGAAAAAGAAAUAAAAAAUAAAAAUAAGAUAAAAUGAGGGGGACCCGUUGGCUAGCCAGGCCCGCAAGCGAGUCGGAAGCUCAGUUGGGGAGUAGUUGUGAGUAAGGGCUCAAGCGACCUAGACCGAUAGGGGCACAUGUGCACCAUUCCCCUUCCAUGUCACCGGUGGCCAGCGGGCUGCGGGGCAAGGAGUGGUUGUAUAUGUGAGAGAAGGGAUUUGCUUAUAAAUGAAAUAGUAGUAUAUAUUUGCCCGAAACAUCGACGCACAACCAAUGUAAGACUAAACCUGCAUUACCUUCCCCAAAAAAGGGCAGGCAAUCGGCAUGGGUUCAAAUCCUCUUAGAGUCAAAAGUCACAUAUUUUUAUUUGAUUAUUGCGACUUUCCAACAGAUCACCGGUGAAAGAUUAAGCGAUUAGUAUCGCUAGAUCAUCGACCAAAAGCUCGUCAACAUGAUUCGUAGAGUAUUGCUACUAAAAUUACUAAACGAUUCGUGAUAAAAGAAUUGUGAAUCCAUCGAGUAAAUUAUCUCCGAUUGAUUGAUGAACAAGCUGUCGUGAAGAAGAGGACGAUCCGCUGGGAGAUGAGUCGCCACCUCCUGAGAGCAUACCAGAUGUGAUGAAGAGCCUCUACUUGUUGUGCAGACUUGAGGAUGAAGCUCCCUGACACGCGCCCCUCCUCCAUCCAACUCCUCUCUAUCAGGUGACAACCAUUGGAGAGCCGCAAAGUCACCAUUUUUCCACUUCGUCGGGUGA
Messenger RNA from Spirodela intermedia, 18186 nucleotides. Lineage: Eukaryota; Viridiplantae; Streptophyta; Magnoliopsida; Alismatales; Araceae. The record is from the annotation of a GenBank genome assembly.